GUAUGCAUACCUAUAGGUAUGUGUAUUUUCUGGUAUAUGGAUUAUUCCAUUUCUUUCAAGAAAUCUGUCACGUGCACAUCUACAAAGCUACAUUUUGUUGAGGCUUUUUUUUUCUAAUAGGCCUGAUCUGGUUCUGGUGCUUUAAUUUGCAGUCCUCCAGAGAAGAGUUAUAAUGUGAUUGUUGGAACUGUUUGUGGUGACAUUUCUGAACACAGAGUGCUUUAGAUUAAUAUCAAAUGCUGUAUGGGUCAUACCGGACAGGCUGCUCGACUUGAUUUAGUUCAGCUGCGGAUUUAAUGAGGUCUGGACAGUAGGCCUACACUCUGGGCAAUUGAUUUUUUUAUUGACUGAAAAUAUCUAAGGGUGAAUACAAUGUAGCUUCAAGGAAUUAUAUUGAGUCCAAGGUUCCUUAUGCGUUUCUAGUCUUAACUGAAUUUAAAGGGGUACUCAGUUGGUGUUUACAGGUGUCUCAGUAAAAUAGAAAUAACGUUUAACAAAAUGCCGAAUCGAUGAUCGAAGCAACCUGCCAUCAAUCUCAAACCCAGCGAUUACCUGUUUUACCCACAAGAGAUAUCUUUGUCACACAUAGCAGUUGGUGACAAUCUGUUCAUUAAGACCUGCCCUAGACACAUUUGCAGGGAUGGCACAGUCGCCCUUUCACAAUAUCAAUUAUUAAUCAACUUUAGGGAUGAUAUUCAUCGAGUAGAGGAAGACCAGGUGCAACCACUUUGCCGGCACAGAGCAGUUUGUGGUUGAGGAACGUCGCUCCCAUGUAUCCGUAUUGAUUAUCUGGAUGUAUCAGCUGCAUAUGAGGCCUUUCACAACCUACGCGGGCCUAAAAACACAAUGGUCGAUCAUUCAUCAUUGGUUUUGUGGAACUCGGGUGCCAAGCCGUGCAUUCAGGAGAGGCAAGGAGAAAGAAGUCGGAAUGGGAGUGACAGGACUGAGUCGAAAGUGGCUACGUGUGUUCUGUCAUCAGAACCGGACUCUGACACAGCAGAUAGCGAGGAUUCCAAUUUGGACAAUCAGACAUACGUUUCUACUACAACAGAUGGUUUCCAUGGAGAUGAAGAGAGUUUAGCCACAUUCACAAAUGAUUGUUCUGCUCAGAAGCGACAGGAUAUUGCAGAAGUCUCGCAUAAAGUGGCAGACAUGCCUAAUCUGUUUCGAAACAGAAUAUUCAGCAGUACUACGUGUGAUUCAAGUGACUUGUCCCCAAGGAAGAUAUUCAGCAGUACCAGUGAUUCUAGCGACAUUUUAGCAAAUGGCUCGCUCUCUGACGACAAUGAUGAAGCAGGGCAUGCGCAAAUCAGUAACGUGCAGGAUGAAAUUUUUGAGCCAGUUGUGACCAAUUCGUCACCAAAACUAUCAGGAUCAAAAUCGGUGCCUGCAAAAUCGCAAUCAGACAUUGUUAACGAAAGCAAAUCACCCAAAUCAAUGAAAACAUUGAAACGAAACUCUCUCAUAUUUUAUGGGCACGAUUUGGACUGUUCAGCAGAUUUGCGUAAAACUUCACAAAUUCCCCGUGCGAGUAUAUUGCGACAGAAUUCUAGGUCAGAAUAUGAUCCUUCUCACAACCGAGGCAAGGUUGCUGAAAGUUCAAAUGGUUCCCAAAAAAAUGUAUCAACUUCGGUUACUGACAGUAAUGUGAAUGGAAGAAAUGACUUUCAGGAUAAUGCAAAGUAUGAUACUGAUAUUUUCCGUGGAAAAAUUCAGGACAUUUUAGAUGCUAAGGCUGUCCAAGACACCUACCCCGUUGAGAAUGGUGUUAAAGGUGAUGUGAGUGGGAGGUCUCCAAGCAGAGGAAGACGAAAACCGUUGGAGCAAAUUUUGGAUCAGAUCAGUCCUAAUCACAACCACAAAGCACAAACAAUGUCUUGUGAUAUGAACAUGGGUACUGGUCCGUCCAAAAUGCACACCUCAAGGAGAACAGGUUUAUUCAAUGGAGAGGUUUUCCUCUCAACACAUCAUCGGAAUUCUAGUGGGAAAAAAGCAAGCGAAGAGGUGCAGUGUUCUAUAGGGAUGCCCCGGAGGACCGAUAAACCUCAGCGGGAUGGUAUCAGUUUGAUACCAAAGUUAGAUUUGAAUAUGAAAACUAUGCCUUGUGCUCUGUCGUCUCAGUCGUUCAAAGGAAACAUGUUUCCAGCUGAGUUUAGUCGGAAGGAAUCUAGGGUACCACGUCUGAAUGGUUCACAUUCAAUGCGUCUGAAUUCGCAGACCAUCUUCCCCAAUUCUCGCUGUGACAAGAAGGAAUUGCGUGGUCGGAGUUCAUCAGUUGUUGUGACGACAUUAUGUAACACUAGGGCUGACAAUGAUAGUAUGAAUGACAGGGAAAAGGAAUGGGAGAAAGGAAGAUCUUCAAGGCCAAAGCUUCAGGGCCGCUAUAGGAGUCAUAGCUUGGACAAUGUUCUUGAUGAUUCAUGUGAUUUACAAAACAGUCGCUACGCACCUGUAAGCUACUUUUGUGAACCCUCCAGUGUGCCGAAGGUGGGGAAAAGCAGACUUGAUAGUGGGCGGGAAGGGAGGAAAGUAGAUGCGUGGAACUCUGUUGAUGGUCGUGAUAUUCUGUCAGAUGAUGAAUAUGAUGUGAGACGUAUAAAUGCUGAUGAAUAUACUAAGCCAAGUCAUGAAAGGAGGAAGAAACUGACUGGUUAUGACGUUGUGUCUGGCAAGACAUUUUCUCAUGCAAAGGCUGAAGGGGAACCUGGAGUAAUGGAUCUGGGAAGAGAUGUUCAAGGAAAACGAAAGUUGCUGAAAGAUCCUAAGAAUUUCAUGACAGAACAUCAUUUGCGGGCAUUUUCACAGGCAGUCACAAGGUCUGACGUGGCUGAGGAUGUAGAGGUGGAUAGCCUAAAUACUGGAGGUAGUGAACCAGUGAAGGACAAUUGGAUACUAAAAUCCAAGGAUUUUGAGGAUGCUUCUGAUGAGGAACUAGAAGUGAUUGAGUUGAGGUCAGUUCCUUCAGAUAGGAAGAGAAGCCUUGCUCGCACAAAAUCUGAGGCGGGUCACUUUGUCACUGAUAAAAUCUCGAAGUCUGGUAUGCGAAAAGAGAGCCAGAUUUCACGGUCAGAGAGGCUGAAUUUGAAUAGGUCUAGGACUUUCUGCAUGUCGAAUAAUGACAUGAUUGAAGACCUCCGUCAGAGCAAAAUUGAGUUGUCUGGUGUCAGCAAAUUGGCAGAAUUGUUCUGGCCUAAAAAGGGUGGUGAGAAGAAUGAUUCAGUGGACUUUUGCCAGAACAAGACACACGACAUUUGUCGUUAUUUGCAAAAGUAUCGAUCGGACUCUGCAGUAAAAGCUGAUAAGUCUGUAAACAGAGACGUUCGUAAAUCUAGGAAAACGGAUAGUAAAACUAAUACCGUUAAUAAGACAGAUGGUUUGGAAGGAAAAUCCCCGGUCAAUGAAUAUGAACUUCAAGUUGUCAAUCGUAGGGGAAGUUACCCAUUGUCUGAGUUACCAGUAGAUUUGCAUCGGCAGCGGAAAAAGCAUCGUCGUCAAUAUACCCAGAAGAACCGCCCAGCCUCUGAAAUAAAGGAUAGUGUUUUUGGUGAUCUGACGGAGUCGCAAACUGAUUUAGUUCUGGAGAAGUUAAGUAGGAAGUCUGCAUUCUUAAAGUUAAAGGAUAUCGAUGGCUCAGAUCUCGCACGGGAUCGCUGGAGAAAUGUCAAUGAGAGGCUGACUCCUCAACCAAGGCGGAAACAACACAAUAUUAAUGUAACUGUGUCGCGAGAUUUGCAGAAACGGUGUGAAUCUUUGGAGAUGGUUGUAGAUGGCACUGCCGUAUCACCAGAACUACGGGCCAGGAGGGAUCGCGUACUGGAAGCAGAAAAUGAUGACUUAAUUCCAGAUCAUACUCCGAAUAUGAGGAGAAAGGAUUACCAUGGGAGUUUUGAUAAUAUUCUGGAUUCAGACUUGCCGAAACAUUCGUUUCAUAGGCAGCAAGAUUCGUGUCGUUCUAUCCGUCGUAACCAUGCUAUGCGGCGGUCAAGAUGGCCGUCUGACCAACAGACUUCCAAUCAGGAGUGCAAUGAUGGCAGUCAUGGGUUAGUUUACAAGACAUUAGAUAGGAGAGCAUCUUACGAUUGCUUGUUGGAUCCAAAACCCAAAUCAUUGCACAAAACAUUCAGCGUACCUAACAUGUCAUUGAAACCGAAACUAGUCCUGAGCACAAAGUCAGUGUCACCGGCGCACAAGAGUUACGAGUCUGCCAGUGGAAGUAAUACCUCGUCCCCAGACCCUACACCAAAGCGGUCUGUUUUGAGGUUCUUCCAAUCAUUCUCAAGAGCUGACAAAGAAACGCCUGGGAAAAGGCCCCUGAAGCGGGCACAGACCUUUACUCAUACCCACGACCGAGUGUACAGGGCUAGAUCGCACUCUGAUCAGUCUUUCACGGCCUCCGCGGAAACUUGGACUCCCACAAUAGAUGAGUUGGAGAGGAACCCAGUCGUUGGUCGUAAAGUCUCAUUCCUGCGUAAAUUUGCCUCAGAGCAGAUGGACGACAUAAGCAAAUCUGUUGAGGAUGUGCAGAAUCAGAUUCGGUCUGCUGUUAGGCGGAUUCAGUCCAGCUUUGAGGAGGAGGGGUUAAUCGAACUGGACACACGGCAGCCGUCAACGACAGAUACGACUGGAAUGAGGAAUGAGGAAUGUUUUGUUCAGGGCAGUGAGAAUCAGUCUGAGGAGCUUGUGACACGAUUACUUGAAGAUGCCAUGGAGAGUGACGUACACACAAAAGCUGAUGGUUUGGAAGACUCCAGUCGUAGUAACUUCGAGUACGACAAGUAUGGCUUUUGUAAGACAGCAUUGUUGGACGAGGAGGAAAACCAUCUAGUUGCCAGGGCAAGGAGACUCCAGAAGGAUUCUGAGGAUAUCACAAGCACAAUACAGGGCAGUGAUUACCUGACAUCCCUGAGAGUGAAGUGGGAGAACUACUUCGUCAACCUAGGGACACGAGAGCUGCAGCCGUGCGUUGACUUGAAGAUUCUGAUACGACAGGGAAUACCUUAUGACAUGAAGGAGAAGGUGUGGAAGGCCGUGAUAAACUUCAGAGUCGGUAAGAUGCGGGAGAUUGUUGGCCCAUCUUACUACUGUGAUCUCCUGUCGACGAAAGGAGGAAUCAAGAGGUACAAUCCUGCUGCCAAACAGAUUGAGCUUGACUUGUUGAGGACCUUGCCCAAUAACAAACAUUACGAGAGUCUCCAAGGAGAAGGUAUACCCAGGUUACGGAGAAUCCUACAGGCCUACAGUUGUCACAAUCCUGUGGUUGGAUACUGCCAGGGCUUGAAUCGCUUGGUGGCUAUCGCACUUCUCUUCCUGAACGAGGAGGAUGCCUUCUGGUGCUUGGUGUGUAUCGUUGACUUCAUCAUGCCACAAGACUACUACAGCAAGACACUCAUUGCUUCACAAGCUGAUCAGAGGGUGCUGAAGGACCUUAUAAGUGAGAAGCUGCCUCGUUUUUACGCCCAUCUCGAUAGCUAUGAAGUCGACAUGUCACUAUUUACAUUCAACUGGUUCCUGACAGUGUUUGUGGACAACAUUCCUGUGGAGACGUUCCUUAGAAUUUGGGAUGAUUUUCUUUACGAGGGUACUAAGGUGCUAUUCCGUUUUGCCAUUGCGUUUUUCAAGUAUGCUGAAGAGGACAUCUUGGCGUUGAAGGACCACAUGGCGAUACAUAAAUACCUCAGGGUAUUAGGGGAGACGAUGCUGGAUUGCAGGAGAUUAUCACAGAUUGCUUUCCAUGACUUAAAUCCAUUCCCUAUGAAGAGUAUCAACACGAAGCGGUCAUAUUAUCUGCUUCAGGUCAAGAAACCAAGAAAAUAGAUGGAUACAAUUGCAUGAGCUUGAGGAACUGGAUGCCAUCAGAGAAGACUUCAAAAAUCGGGAAAUUCCGUCAGAUCGCCGAGAAUUCUGGAGCGAUGAUGACCUUGACUGAUCAGCUUAUCAUGUUAUUCUACACUCAUCUUGCAGUGUUAAGGUUCCCGAGUUUCUACACCCAAAAACACAGUUCUGAAUAGCUUACAAUAUAACGGAUUGGGACAGUUUUCAUAACUUUUAUAAAAAUCCAAAUCAUUGUGUACAAAGAGCAUAAUUUUGGGACUAUAGUUGUUACAAUGUCAGUUAUAUAGUGAGUUAAGAGUGUAAGCAAGUACUAUAGGUUAAUCAUACUUGUGUAGUGUAUCAACAUUUAAUAUGAUGGGCAUAAUUUUGAUAAUAUAUUUGGACAAAUUCUACUGGAGUUGAGACUGGCAUUGGAUGCAUUCAGUCAAGAAUUAUUAAAGAUUCUUUAUCAAGUCUUUAUUCUUCUGAUAUCGUACUUUUACUUAUGUUAUGUAUUCAAUUAUUCAUUGGAUUGAAUUGGUCAUGUUAUAAAGGAAUUCAAGAGCAGCAUGUGAUUAAGAUUGGCGAUAGGGGGUUAAACUUUGCGUGACCUAUUCCGUUGCUCAUUAAGGUUUGAAUGUUAUAAUUGGGCAUGUCAUGAUGGCAAUUAAGGGGAGACCUUUUGUCUGUUGUGUUAAGAUGGUGCCUUGACAGUGUGUCUUAUGUCAGAGUAUAAGAAGGGCAUGAGAUGGUGCCUGAUAUUGUCUUUGAAAAGGAGAAUAUAGAUGCCGGUCAAUCAAGACAGUGAUUUCGUGAUAAGAUUUUCUCCCAAUCUUUCAGUGCAUCCAAUCUUGUUAAGAAAAUUCUCGUCUUUUGAUCAAGCUCUUGCUAAUCAUUUUGGAAGGUUAAUAUAGAUGACAGAAUAAUAAGUGCCAAAGAUUUGUUCAUAGUAAAAAUGGCAAUCACGUCAGGAUCGUGAAGGUUAUAUAAAAUAUGAUGUAUAUACAUGUAUAUGUAGUUGUAGAAAAUGUGAUUAUAGAACUGUGAUGGCUUUCGUGAGCUGGUCUUCAUUUAAAAAAUAUUUAGUUGUGAACACUUUGGAGACACUGUUAGGCUUUGUGAGCUCCAUCCUGAGAAAAUCCGGGCUGGACUUAAUUAAUUUGCUCCUCAUCCUCGCUCAGGGUGAAGGGAGCAAACAAGCAAGGUUUCCUCCGGCUGUGUAGCCUAUGUACUCUUCUUACAAGGGGACUAUAGACAAGAGCAAGAUGAAUUAACUUAAUUUGCUCCUGACAAGUUACAGGUGGUCAAAUUGGUCUCAAUUGAUAAAUAUCCACAGUUGAAUAAGGGAUUGGGUCAUGUUUCAUUGAGGAAUGGAACCUGAGGUAGAGAGUCUGUGUUACAAAACCCUCAAGGGUGGAGCUAAAAUGUUGUCAAAAUCCCGUGCUGUAAGCGUUUAUCUGUCUGACCUACCUGGCUUCAGCCUAUAGUUUUCCUUGCCUAUAGUUCCAAUUCUUCCAGUAAUACCAAUGUGUUCUGUGUUCACAGAAUCAUGCAAUAGAGCAGAGCUCUGAUUCUUAUUAGAUAAUGGAUUUGAGAUUUUGAAUCAUGUACAUAAUAUUCAUGCUUAUUUUCUCUGUGAUAGAAUAAAUAAUCAUGCUCACUGUAGGCAAUGGGAUCCUUGUUGUAUGUAUGUAUCACAGGAAGACACAGUCCAUUGACCAGCUUCUUUGUCAUUUUGGGUGGUUAAUUCCAAUUCGCCAGGAUAACGUCCAUCCUCAAUUGGUUACCUUGGCCACUUACAUGCAGUAUGGGCACUUGCUACCCCUAAAUAACCUAUAACAAUGGACUGGUAUUUCCUGUAACAUCACAACUGUACCAUUGGCCUUGGUGUUGCUUAUUUUA
This is a messenger RNA of Lineus longissimus, 7713 nucleotides long. Its product is annotated as TBC1 domain family member 2B-like. The coding region runs from base 847 to 5814 and encodes 1655 amino acids. The record is from RefSeq and is a predicted model, not a curated record. Lineage: Eukaryota; Metazoa; Nemertea; Pilidiophora; Heteronemertea; Lineidae. The transcript has 11 exons.